GAGACUCCUUGCCUGGGCCUUGGCGCCGUGCUGGCCAUGAUGCAGGCGGCGCAGACCAUGUAUCCGGGCGAGCUCAGCCCAGCUCGCUCCAGCCGUGGCCGCUUCUUCGAUGACUUGUCCCCGAGCUCCCAAACCAUGCGCUCGACGGGGAGCUUCAUGACCAACCGCACCAUGGGUCGCAUCCAGAGCGCUCCGCUGCUGCACGCGACCCCCACCACUGUCACAACGCCCACCUGGUGCGCCAACCAGCUCCCUUGGCCGUGGACAAAGCCUGGAAGCCGCUGGCGUCGACCUACCGGGACUGGGACGAAUGUCGGGAUGUCGAAGGUGAUGCUAUCGACAAGGGGGACUUCAUCAGCGGCCUGGUCCCGAACUGGAGCAAGGACAAUGUGAUGCGCGUCAAGGGCAUGCUGGAGCACUGCAUCUCCUGGACUUACUACCACAUCCAGCGAGAUGAGGACCACCCUCAGCGCAAGGAGGUCGGAGAGUUCCUGGACCCACAGAACGUGCCGGUGGCCCUCCGCUCGGGGGCGGCGCGGUUCCGCUUCUGGCGGGACCUGAAGCCUCCCUUCCAGGUGGUGCAGGUGACCCGCGCAGAGCACGCCCUGGGCAAGUGGAAGGAUGCAGUGAAGGAUGAAGCUGCCAAACCUCACCCUGACGGGGAUCUCUUCUAUGUCACCUAUGAGUGCAACCUGGCACACCACGUGGAGCGGGCCUGGGGCUUGAAGACCGCCGCGGGCACUUUCGACAACAAGGUGCACGGCGUGGCCAGCGUGCGCCGAGGGAUGCGGAGCAACAAGCAGCUGGUGGGGCAUGGGGCUGUCGGGCUGUGCCUGGUGUCAGCAUACCUAUGGCGCGGCUUUUGCACCUACAUCCUGCACAAGCCGGCAGGGGUGGUGAGCCAGCGUCGGGAUGCACUGGGCCGAGAUAGCGUCUAUGAGGUCUUCGAUUCCCUUGUCGCGCGAGGCCUUCUGCCGGAUGCGCCGGCACACGUGGGAGCAGUUGGCAGGCUGGAUUUGGAAACCACGGGACUCAUCGUGAUGACGGAGGACAGGGAGCUGAACCGCGGCCUUGGCAAGGCCGCGUUGGAGAAGCGCUAUGAAAUCACGGUGCUGGGACACUGGCAGCCGGCGGACGAGCGGAUUCGCGGCCUGUCCGACCCGUACCUCUACCAUCAGAAGGCCACCAACUCGGGCCAGAAGACUUGGACCAAGCCAGCGCAGGUGCGCCUGCUGCGGCAGUGGGAGGAGGAUCCGGGCUCCCAGAAGCCUGCCUUCCUGGGCCACCGGUCCCUGCUGGAGUUCACCUUGCGCGAGGGCAGGAACCGGCAGAUCCGGCGGCUGGUGGCUCGGUCAGGGCUCCGGCUGCUGCACCUGCACCGCACGGCGGUGGGCCCGCUGGAGCUGCGGGACACGGCGUGCGGCCACGCCCGCCCCGUGUGCGGGGAGGAGCUGCGGAGCCUGCGCCGGCUCUGCGGGCUCGAGUGA
This is a messenger RNA of Effrenium voratum, 1487 nucleotides long. The record is from the annotation of a GenBank genome assembly. Lineage: Eukaryota; Dinophyceae; Suessiales; Symbiodiniaceae.